AUGAAGAAAGGCUCCCUCACCAUCCUGCGGAGGCCCAGCAGCAAGAACCUGGCGGGGCGCGGGUCACGGCACUCCUCCUCGCAGGACGACGACGCCGUGGACGCCGUCGACCUCGCCAACGACGCCCCGGCAGUCGAACCCGACGCCUGCGAGAAGGCCGCCCUCAGGUUGCGGAGCCUCCUGCGCCACCUGCAGCAGGGCGAAGUCCCGGCCGCGGUCCUGCAGCAGAACCUGCAGUUUGCCGCUGACGUUCUCGAGUCUGUCUACCUUGACGAGGCGAGGUGUGAGGAGCAGCAGGAUCGGGCUAUAACCAUCAGUCUUGAGCCUCCAAGCAGGAAGUCUAGGAGAGUCACAUCGAACGACAAAUCCUCAAGGAGGCAGGUCGGCGACGAGGAGGACGAGCUCUCCGAGGUGGAACCCGACGCCGUCCCUCAGGAGGUGCGGGAGUGGCUCGCCUCGACCUUCACCCGACAGCUCUCCACCUCGCGCAGGAAGACGGACGAGAAGCCGAGGUUCAGGUCAGUAGCCAGCAUCCGGGCCGGCAUCUUCGUGGAAAGGAUCUACCGGCGGCUCUCCUCUGCCACCUUCCUUCAGCUGCCUCCUGAAGUCACCGAGAUCCUCAAGAGUGUGGACGACUGGACCUUCAACGUUUGGAAACUGCAGGAGGCGAGCAACAACACCCCGCUGCGCUGCCUGGCGUACGAGCUUCUCAACAGAUACGGUCUCCUACAUAAGUUCAAGAUGCCUCCCGCGACGCUUGAGACCUUCCUGACGCAGAUCGAGGCCGGAUACUGCAAGUACAAGAACCCUUACCACAACAACGUGCACGCGGCCGACGUCAUGCAGACCAUGCACUACAUGCUCUCUCAGACCGGUCUCAUGAACUGGCUGAACGACGUGGAGAUCCUGGCGACGCUCAUGGCAGCCCUCAUCCACGACUACGAGCACACGGGAACCACCAACAACUUCCACGUCAUGUCCGGCUCGGAGACCGCCAUCCUGUACAACGACCGCGCGGUCCUCGAGAACCACCACAUCUGCGCCGCCUUCAGACUGCUGCGCGGCGAAGACCACAACGUGCUGGUGAAUCUUUCUCGCGAGGAAUACAGGGAGUUUCGCUCGCUGGUGAUCGAGAUGGUGCUGGCCACGGACAUGUCGUCGCAUUUCCAGCAGAUCAAGGCCAUGAAGACGAUGCUGGCCCUGCAGGAUACUAGCCUGGACAAAGCCAAGGCCCUGUCCCUGGUGCUCCACUGCUGCGACAUCUCCCACCCGAGCAAGCCGUGGCACCUUCACGAGCGCUGGACCACGCAGCUGCUGGAGGAGUUCUUCAGGCAGGGCGACAAGGAGCGCGAACUCGGCCUGCCUUACUCGCCUCUCUGCGACAGGAACAACACCCUCGUCGCGGAGAGCCAGAUAGGUUUCAUAGACUUCAUCGUGGACCCCAGCCUGGGCGUUUGCGGAGACCUGCUGGACAAAGUGGCCGCCCUCUCCGUCCCCCCCUCCACGCCCACCAUCGCCGAGGAACCGCAGAAUGACCACCUGAUGCCACCGGUCGUUGCAGAGCCCGGAGGUCCCAUCAAACGCCCAGUCCGACCCUGUGGUGUUGUGGGCUCGGAGGUGCGGCGCCCGUGGCAGGACUGCCUCUCGGCGAACAAGAGUCGAUGGAAGGAGCGAGCCACAAAGACGCCGAGCUCCGAGCCGAGGCCGCCCUCAGAAACGAGAAGGUCAACGGCGACGCAGAGGACUCCGUGAUAGAGGACACGAUCAAGGAAGAAGACGAGAACAAGGAGAACAACGGAACGGCAGAAGAGAACGAAGAGGAGAAGACGGAGGAAAACGAAUGAGGAUGAAAGAUGAUGAUGAUGAUGUUGAUGGUGAUUGAGUGUUGUUGGUGGUGAGGAGUGUGGGACAGAGUUACUGGACGAAGAAAUGAUGGACUUGUUAAAGAGUGACAAUUAAAGAGGUUUCUUCAAAAAAAAGCCAAUUUUUUUAUAAGAUAAGAGUGGCUCGUUGUAUCUUCUGGUACAUAUGAUAAAUACGAUAAUAGAAAAUAAAAGAAAAACUCAAUAAACGAUGGAAAUAGAGUCGGAAGAUACAAGUGAACGCUGUGAUCUAAGAGAGAGAAAAAAAAGAAAGAAAAAAAAAACACUGUGGCAUCUGUAGUGUUUCCUCCCCGUUUUCCUUUGUGUGAAAUACCUUGACUGGAAGUAGAAAGAACACGAGGAAAAGGAGAGAACGAAGCGGACUUGGGCGAGAAGCGGAAAGGGGGAACCGAGAUGGAGUGAGACAGCGCCGUGGUCUCUCGCCGAGGCUGGGCUGACUCCGAGGAGAAUCCCGUUGGGUCUCCCGAGUGGAAGGCGAAAUAUUUUCAGGACUCUUUUCUUCGCUGAUUUCUCUUCUUAUUAAAUAUAUAUAUACACGUCACACUUUGAA
Penaeus vannamei (Pacific white shrimp) is the source of this 2433-nucleotide messenger RNA. NCBI's taxonomy places the organism in Eukaryota, Metazoa, Arthropoda, Malacostraca, Decapoda, Penaeidae. The record is from RefSeq and is a predicted model, not a curated record.